Molecule: messenger RNA, 2277 nt
Organism: Daldinia childiae
Lineage: Eukaryota; Fungi; Ascomycota; Sordariomycetes; Xylariales; Hypoxylaceae
Exons: 2
Coding region: 1-2277 (758 amino acids)
Source: RefSeq, a predicted model, not a curated record
AUGUUGGCGGUACAACCCCGUCGAUUGUUGUUGCGACCGAAAGGUCUCCUACUCGUCGCAGUCUUUGCGGCGACUCUGUACUGGACCUUGCUGCAUGGCUCUACCACUCCUCAUACGGCGAGAUGGUUUGAUGGGAGUUCUGGACCAGUACAAGCUCCUCUAAAAGGCAACACUGAGACCAACCCAGCCCCGGUUCCCUUACCAGCGACCGGUCCUAGUAACAACGAGCAAAAUCAACAUCCUCAAGCCGAAGUACAUGAGCAAAAGAAAGAGGAAGAGCAAGAGGAAGAGAAGCACAAGGAAGAGGAGCAAAGAGAGGAAGACUUGCGGGAGCAGUUUGAUCGAGAAUAUGAGGCACUUGCUAAAGAGCCUGGUGCCGAUACCUUAUUUGGGCAGACGCUCAAUACUUUGGAUACUGACAAGAAGCGAUCUCUAACUAUCGAGGAUCACUUAGCACAGACCCAGGGCAAACCGAGAUUUACCGAGCAUAAUCCUUACGUUUACAAUCCAUAUCCUAAGUACAACGAAAAGACAUGGCUCGCUGAAAGAGCUGAACUUAUACCUUGCGAAGGGCCAGGUGGUGCACCUGUAGGGGAUGUGUUUGUUUUUAAAGGUCAGCCCAAAACGUUCCCCGAGCCCGGUUUCGGAAGCUACAGUGCCCUUGGUAUGGAUGGGAAUUUAUGUUACGAGCGCGAGACACGGUUAGGUAUUUACGGCUAUAAAUCGGACAAUGACCACUCGGUUUCCUCGGUCGAUUGGGACGGUGUUCGCUGGGGACAGCUGCAAGAGAAGUGUGCCCUGAAGAAUAAGGCACGCUACGACAUGAAGGGGCAGUCCAAUCCAUACCUCACCACAGUGUACGCACGUCAAAAUUCGAGCGUCACGAACGCAGAUGGUGAUAACGAGAACGAUUCUGGUACCUUGGAGUCCCCCCACUCUAAGGAGGACUUGAAAAAGGGCGCACCAAUACGACGAAGGAGGGGUCUUCUCGAAAAACGCAAAUCCGGCACGUCUAAAAUUACUACUGCCCGCGAAGAGCGAACGGCACUUUUACUGCGGACAUAUACCGGCAAGGAAUAUACCGAGAAUGAUAAGCAGGUGAUUCGAUCUUUAAUCGCUGAGCUUUCGUUGCGCACCGGAGGUCUAUAUCAAGUGUUCCUCUUCGUCCAUGUCAAAGACACUUCCUACGCAAUUUGGGAGGAUGAAGAAACUUACCAAUACGUUCUACAGAGGAAUGUGCCUCCUGAGUUUAGGGACAUUGCUAUCCUUUGGAAUGAUGAGGCCACGCAGACUAUGUACCCUAAGAUCGACCCUAAGAAGGCGACUGUACACGUCUCGCAGUGGCUGUCAGUUCAGAAGUUCGCCCAAGAGUUCCCCGAAUUUGACUAUAUCUGGAACUGGGAGAUAGAUGCAAGAGUCACCGGCCAUAAUUACGAUUUCGUCGAGAAGUUAGCCGCGUUUGCCAAGCGUCAGCCACGCCGAGGACUAUGGGAACGCAAUGAACGCUACUAUAUCCCAUCCGUCCACGGUGAUUACGAUUCGAAGUUCCGAAAGGAAGUCGAGCGUAUAUCGGGAAAGGACACAGUUUGGGGUCCUCCAAAACUGCCUUUUGUUAACCCUAUUGGGCCGAAGCCACCUGUCGCAAAGCCAGAAGAUGACAACUACGUAUGGGGCGUUGGUGAAGAGGCGGAUCUGAUUACCGUUGCCCCGAUUUUCAACCCCAUUAAUAGUUCUUGGAUCAGUGGUAAUGAGCUUUGGGGAUUUAAUGAUUCCACACACGCAACUACAGAUCUACCGAGGAGGGCUACCAUCGUAACGCAUUCGAGAGUGUCCAAAAGGCUUCUUGACAUCAUGCACGUCGAGAACCUUCGUGGAAAUCAUAUCUCGUCAGAAAUGGUCACGCAAACUACCGCGCUCCUCCACGGCCUCAAGGCAGUUUACGUCCCGAUGCCCGUGUUCUUCGAUAGACCUUGGAAAGGCGAGGACCUCGCUAAGUGGUUUAAUGGCGGUCCGAAGGGUGAAAGUGGAGGUGUUGGCUCCGCUAUGGGCUGGGGACGAGAAGCUAGAUAUCGCGGGAGCACCUGGUACUAUAGGGCAAACCCACCCCAGCGACUAUACCUAAAUUUUAUGGGUUGGGAAGAUACCAACGUAGGUGGCAAAGAGUGGGAAGAACUCUAUGGGCGUCCCUGCUUACCACCGAUGUUGCUUCACCCCAUAAAAGAUGUCGAGCCCACGGAACCAGGGUACAAGAGCGAAUCGAACCUCCCUUAUUCUUAA